Messenger RNA from Meleagris gallopavo (turkey), 1315 nucleotides. RefSeq names its product tropomodulin 4 (gene TMOD4). Gene Ontology annotation, cellular component: cytoskeleton; myofibril; striated muscle thin filament. Gene Ontology annotation, biological process: actin filament organization; pointed-end actin filament capping; muscle contraction. The record is from RefSeq and is a predicted model, not a curated record. NCBI's taxonomy places the organism in Eukaryota, Metazoa, Chordata, Aves, Galliformes, Phasianidae. Gene Ontology annotation, molecular function: tropomyosin binding.
GAUCUCGCCCCUCCCCACUGCCGGCUCGCAGAAUAAAACGCUGAUCUCAUGCCCUGCGCGGCCGGAGCCCUUGGCUCAGCACCGGGCGCAGCCCAGGCAGCCUCCACAGCCCCGGCCAGCGGCCAGCUUUGCAGGCCUCCCCCAGAUCCCGCAGCCAUGACUUCCUACCGGCAAGAGCUGGAGAAAUACAGGGACAUCGACGAGGACAAGAUCCUACAGGAGCUGUCAGCCGAGGAGCUGGAGCAGCUGGACACUGAGCUGCUGGAGAUGGACCCCGAGAACGUCCUGCUGCCGGCGGGGCUGCGGCAGAGGGAUCAGACGCAGAAGAGCCCAACGGGGCCACUGGACCGCGAGGCGCUGCUGCAGCACCUGGAGAAGCAGGCGCUGGAGGCCAAGGAGCGCGAGGACCUGGUGCCAUUCACUGGGGAGAAGAAAGGGAAACCCUUCGUACCCAAAAACCCAACACGGGAGAUCCCCCGCGAGGAGCAGAUCACGCUGGAGCCGGAGCUGGAGGAGGCGUUGGCCAAUGCCACCGAGGCUGAGAUGUGUGACAUCGCAGCCAUCCUGGGGAUGUACACACUGAUGAGCAACAAGCAGUACUACGACGCGAUCUGCAGCGGGACCAUCACCAACACGGAGGGCAUCAACAGUGUGGUGAAGCCAGAUAAGUACAAACCAGUGCCAGAUGAGCCCCCAAACCCCACCAACGUGGAGGAGACCCUGCGGCAGAUCCAGGCCAACGACAGCGCGCUGGAGGACGUCAACCUCAACAACAUCAAGGACAUUCCCAUCUCCACGCUGAAGGCCAUCUGUGAGGCCAUGAAAACCAACACCCACGUCAAGAAGCUCAGCCUGGUGGCGACCCGCAGCAACGACCCCGUGGCCACUGCUGUGGCCGAGAUGCUGGCAGAGAACAAAACGCUGCAGAGCCUCAACAUUGAGUCCAACUUCAUCACCAGCGCCGGCAUGAUGAGCGUCAUCAAGGCCAUGUACCAGAACAGCACCCUGAGCGAGCUCAAGGUGGACAACCAGUGCCAGCGUCUGGGGGACACGGUGGAGAUGGAGAUGGCGACGAUGCUGGAGCAGUGCCCCUCCGUCGUGCGCUUUGGGUACCACUUCACACAGCAAGGCCCCCGCGCCCGCGCCGCCAUCGCCAUCACCCGCAACAACGAGCUCCGUCGCAAGCAGAAGAAAACCUGAGCGUCCCCCGCCAUGGCUCCACUGGAGCCCGGAGCUCGGCUCACCCUGGGCUCUGCUUUGGGCUCCCUGGGGCCAGAUCCGCUGUAAAUAAAGAGGAUGGAGACACGGGGCUGGA